Danaus plexippus (monarch butterfly) is the source of this 1060-nucleotide messenger RNA. Its product is annotated as corepressor interacting with RBPJ 1. Gene Ontology annotation, biological process: negative regulation of DNA-templated transcription. The transcript is spliced from 5 exons. NCBI's taxonomy places the organism in Eukaryota, Metazoa, Arthropoda, Insecta, Lepidoptera, Nymphalidae. Gene Ontology annotation, cellular component: nucleus. The record is from RefSeq and is a predicted model, not a curated record. Bases 244 to 975 code for a protein of 243 amino acids. Gene Ontology annotation, molecular function: transcription corepressor activity.
UAAUCUGUAGAGUUUGAUGUACUAUUGAGAAUAAUAUAGAAUUUCUCUGAAUAAUAUUUUUGCUAUACCGAUUUCACAACAUAUUUCUUUUCCAGAGGUUUUUAAUAAUUUCUAUUGUAUUUACAUAAUUAAAACUGGUGUCAGUGGGCUUUUUACAUUUAAAUUUACUGUGUUGUCAAGAAUUAUACUUUAGAAAAACACAAAGAUAUCGCGUCAUACGUCUUUUGAUCAAAUAAAUUCAAGAUGGGGAAAGGUUUCAAUAAUUAUAUGUGUAAGAAGUUUUUUCAUCCUGCAUCCAGGGACAACUUGAAAAGAGUAUGGAUGGCUGAACAAAAGACUGAUGCUUACAAAAAGAAACAGGAAGAGUUAAGAGUACAGUAUGAGAAAGAACAAGAACUUCAUGAAAAUAAAGCCCUUCUGAGCAAGGAUAGUAAAGACAAACUAAGCCUAAAUUUUAUGUAUGAACCACCACCAGGUGUUAAAAAGGAGAGAGAACGUGAGGAUAAUGAGCCAGAGUAUAAGUUUGAAUGGCAACGGAAAUACAAUGCACCAAGAGAAAGCUAUUGUAAAGGUGAUAAUGAAAUCAGAGAUCAGCCUUUUGGAAUUCUAGUGAGAAAUGUAAGAUGUAUAAAAUGCCACAAAUGGGGACAUAUUAACACAGACAAGGAAUGUUCAAUGUAUUCUCUCUCAAUGAGUGAAGCAAGAGCAUUACAAGCAUCAGCAUCAGCACCUGAAACUGAAGAAGAGAAGCCAGAUGUACCAACCCUUAUGCAACAAAUGAGGGACACAGGACUUGUUAUGAAAGCAGCGGCAAUGCCACUUUCUGCUGGGAAGAUAGUUGAUAAUGAUCCAUCGUUCAGUGAAACUGAUUUGAUCAGCCAACUAACUAAGAAACAGAAGAAAAAGUUGUUGAAAAAAUUGGAAAAACUAGAAAAGAAGAAAGAAAAGAAGCAGAAACACAAAUCAAAGCACUGACAAAAGGAUUUUGAAUAUCAUUUAUGAGUGAACCUAUAAAUCUAAAAUAAUACUUAAUAAAACAAACUUGUGUCAUUAUGAAAAA